Messenger RNA from Punica granatum (pomegranate), 1450 nucleotides. The record is from RefSeq and is a predicted model, not a curated record. Lineage: Eukaryota; Viridiplantae; Streptophyta; Magnoliopsida; Myrtales; Lythraceae.
UAUUUUUUGUUGAAUUUGUACGGACGGAUAUCCCGUUGAAACUCACACGAACUCUCUUCGUUUAUGGGUGAUUCCAUCUCUGAUCUGCCAUGGCGUUCGUUUGAUUUCGCGUGAAUCCGUUCCAUGAUUUGAUCGGAAAGAUCGGAUCCACCUCUCCCACUGGCCCUCCCCCCCCCCCCCCCCUCUCUUCCCCUCUCCGUUCGGGAAAAGUUGGGGAUUCGAUUUUGAUGCUUUCAUCGAAUCUGACGCCAUGAGGAAGAAGCUCGAUACUCGAUUCCCCGCUGCGAGGAUUAAGAAGAUAAUGCAAGCUGAUGAGGAUGUCGGGAAGAUUGCGCUUGCCGUUCCUGUUUUAGUUUCUAAAGCUUUAGAGUUGUUCUUGCAAGACCUAUGUGACCGUACUUACGAGAUUACGCUUCAAAGGGGAGCAAAGACUAUGAGUUCCGUGCAUUUAAAGCAUUGUGUCCAGAGUUACAAUGUUUUCGAUUUCCUGAGGGACAUUGUGAGCAGGGUUCCUGACUAUGGUCAUGGUCAUGGUCAUGCAGAUGCUGCUUCUGAUGAUAGAACAGUGUCCAGAAGAAGGAAAGCAGUCGGUGAUGAUGGUAACGAGACCGAUGAAGAAACUAAGAAGAGCAGGAUGCUUCAGGUGGGCCAUGGCAGCACUAGUGGCAGAGGGAGAGGCCGAGGUCGGGGUAGAGGCCGCGGAAGGGGUGCUAGGCAUGUGGAGAGGGAGAUCUUACAUCAGGAAAUGGAACCUGAACCGGCUGCAUCUCUGCAACCUGCUAGUGUUAAUAAGGAUUCUAGUCUAGGAGCCCAUGAGGAUCGUGCUUCUGACUCAAAGGAAUUGGUGAAGGAGACCGCUGUGCCCACCAAUGGUACCAAUCCUGGGGCUCGGAAUUUUGAUCUGAAUGCCCAGGUAGCUGAAAAUGAAGGUGUAGCGACGGCCGCAGCCCCAGCAGAAAACCCUCCUCAAGAGGGGCCUAACACCGAGGCCAAGCAUGAGGAUUACCUCGGGUGGCCACUGUCUGAGGUGGACAAGAUGGCCAUCGACCCAUUGCAGCUUGCUAACCUUGGGAACAGAAUAGAUGAGGAUGAAGAAGACUAUGAUGAGGAAGGCUAAGGAGGUGCCCGAAUCAAAGGCUCUUCGUGCGGAAGCAAUCAGAUUCCCGCACUCGAACCUUUACUCUAGGCAGGGCUUUGUUUACGGUUUCCUCUGGUUCCUUUUUCACCUUUCUUCCCAUGUUUCAUAUCAGUUCCAUUUGCUAACACCGAUCAUAUUUAGAGGAUGCAACAGGUACCUCAGCCGUUUUUAGUCGUUUAUAUAAUGUAUUAAGGGGCUUGGCAGUCUCAGCAGGAUGGAAUUGUAAGUGUAGCUAUGGAAAAGACUACGCGGUCUUCACCGAACUCUAUAUAUAGUUUAUCAGAAAUAUAGUUAGUUUACUUCCCCAACCAA